UUCAACACUAGCAUUCGCAUCCAUGGCGUUUUAGGAUGGCUGUGCUCCCAUUGUAUGGUGCAAAAGUCACCUUCGCAUACAACACCCUCAUUAAAGCCCAUGCUUCUUCAUCUCCCUCUCUUGCUUUCUCCCUUUUCUCUAACAUGCGCCGAGCUGGCGUCUCGCCCGAUCACUUCACUUUCCCUUUUGUACUCAAGGCUUGCUCUCGUCUACAAAUGGGUCAAGACCUCCAUUCCCUGAUAGUAAAGCUUGGCUUUGAUACUAAUAUUUAUGUACAGAACGCGUUGAUUAACUUUUAUGGGUGUUGUGGCUCGGUUCAUGUUGCUUUCAAUGUGUUCGAAGAAAUGCUUGCUAGGGACCUCGUCUCAUGGUCAUCCAUGAUUGCUUCUUUGGCUAACAAUGGUCUUGCGCAAGAAGCCUUGGCUUUAUUUAGACAAAUGCAACUUGAUGGAGAUGUAAAGCCUGAUGAGGUGACAAUGCUCAGUGUUGUAUCUGCUAUUUCUAACUUGGGGGUUUUAAAGUUGGGUAUGUGGAUUGAUGCUUAUAUUUCCAGAAAUAGGUUGAAACUUACCGUAUCAUUGGGUACCUCUCUGAUCAAUAUGUACUCCAGAUGUGGCUCUGUUGAUGAUUCUAUCAGGGUGUUUGAUAAGAUGCCUGAGAGAAACGUGUUAACCUGGACAGCUUUGAUUAAUGGGCUUGCUGUGCAUGGACGUUGCAGGGAGGCUCUUAAAGGGUUCUAUGAGAUGAGAGAAACCGAUUUGCGACCCGAUCAUAUUACAUUUACUAGUGUUUUAGUAGCUUGCAGCCAUGGUGGUCUUGUUGAUGAUGGCUGGAAAGUUUUCAAAAGCAUUAAGACCGAAUACGGUAUGGAACCUACAGUCGAGCAUUAUGGGUGUAUGGUCGAUCUCCUAGGCCGUGCAGGCAAGCUCCAUGAGGCCUUUGAAUUCAUAGAAAAAAUGCCCUAUAAACCAAAUGCCAUUAUUUGGAGAACUCUGCUUGGAGCUUGUGUAAAUCAUAACAAUCUUGCAUUAGCGGAGGAAGCAAAGGAGAAGAUCAAUCAGCUAGAACCCCAUCACGAUGGUGACUACGUGCUUCUAUCAAACGCAUAUGCCGAAGUUGGAAGAUACAGUGAGAAAACUGAGCUCAGAAACUCUAUGCAAGAGAAGAAAAUUAGCAAGAAACCUGGAUAUAGCUUGCUGACAGUGGAAGAGGAGAUUCAUGAGUUCGUAUCAGGAGAUAGUUCGCAUCCUGAAUCAGAGGAAAUCAGGAAAUUGCUAGUCUGUAUUAUUGAUAGUCUUAGAGUUGAAGGGUAUACACCCCAUACAUCCAAUGUGUUUCAUGACAUUGAAGAGGAGGAGAAAGAGCAUAGUCUUAGCUAUCACAGUGAAAAGUUAGCAGUUGCAUUUGCUCUUCUUAGGUUUAAGGACAGAAGAACUAUAAGAAUCAUGAAAAAUGUCCGAACUUGUCGCGACUGUCAUGACUUCCUGAAGCAUGUCUCAGGAAAGUUUGAUAAAGAAAUUGUUGUCAGGGAUCGGAAUAGGUUCCAUCGUUUCAGAAAUGGAACUUGUUCUUGCCAUGAUUAUUGGUAAGAAAUGCUCCAACUUUGGCCCUCGACCUACCCUUUUCUUUCCAAAGGAAGGAUUUUUAUUUUCAGUUGAUUGAGGAUUGAAUUCUCCACUAUAGCAUCACAUAAUCACAUGUUAAAAAAUUGAUUUUGGUGUUUAGAAU
Molecule: messenger RNA, 1728 nt
Organism: Manihot esculenta (cassava)
Lineage: Eukaryota; Viridiplantae; Streptophyta; Magnoliopsida; Malpighiales; Euphorbiaceae
Product: pentatricopeptide repeat-containing protein At4g21065
Exons: 1
Coding region: 36-1589 (517 amino acids)
Biological process (GO): RNA modification
Molecular function (GO): RNA binding; protein binding; zinc ion binding
Source: RefSeq, a predicted model, not a curated record